Molecule: messenger RNA, 1853 nt
Organism: Canis lupus familiaris (dog)
Lineage: Eukaryota; Metazoa; Chordata; Mammalia; Carnivora; Canidae
Product: cuticle collagen 3A3-like
Exons: 2
Coding region: 224-850 (208 amino acids)
Source: RefSeq, a predicted model, not a curated record
CCCCACCCCGGGCUCAGGCCUCACCAGCCACGCCCCCCCCGGCCACCUGCUGACCCCUGGUCCCAGAAGCACCUCCUGCAGACCCAGAGGCACACGGUGUGCAGAGUCCACCCGGGUCCCUGGGGCUUCCGUGUGGUGCCAGCUGCUCCCUCCGCUGACCUGGGCACCCCCCACCGAACCCAGGUGAGGACCCCAAACCAAGGCACCCAGAGUUUAAGGGAAGAUGAACCUCGUGCCCCGUGUCUACAGUGUUGGCCUCACAGUGCGCGGGGUGCUGGGGAGUUGGCCCUGCCCUCGGGGGCUCCCCUGCAGACCCGCCCAGCCUCCACCCUCCUCUGCACACCUCCAGGCGGCGCGAGCGGGCCGGUCAGGUCUCCCCGGCCCCGGGUCCCCCCACUGCCCGGUAGCUCACAGCGUCCUGCCGCCCUGCCUUCACCUGCCCGCGUCCCCAGACAUCAGGCCGCGCCAGCCCCUCCGCCCUCAGGCGGGACCGCUCCAGCAGGACUCUGCCCACGAGGCCAGGCCCCGGACUGUCCCCAGGGCUGGGCCGGCCACCCGACACGCCAGUGGUCGCCGAGCACCUGCUGCAGCCCUGCCCAGGCUGAAGUCUACACGCGCUGCCUGCUCAGGCGACCGGCGGCCGCGGGAGGUGGGAGCGCUCACCUCGCAGCCCGGGCCCGGUCCCCGCGGAGAACCAGACAAGGCCGUCCUAACGGGACCCCACAAGUGUGUGCACGUACGUGUGUGCACAUCCAGGGUCGCCGUCCCGCGCCCGCGCUCGCCCUCCCCUGCAGGGACCGAGGCACAGGGCGGCCUUGCUGACGGGCUGGAGUUGAAUCCGUCUGCGUAGCAUCCCGUCCAGGACGACGUCUAAUUAACACUCUUAUUGGGGGCACAAACCCCCACAACCGUCGAUGGGGGCCUCCCUGCAGGGCCCGCGUCCCGCCAGGCGCCUGCCUGCCCCAGCCUGCAGCUGCCUUACGGGACGUGUCCCCACAAUGGGACGACCGCUCCCCCAGUCCAGGACAAGCAGACAGCGUGGAGGUCUGACCAGUGGGCCAGAGGCUCAAUUCCGGGUGCAGGGCCCGCGAGGGGCGCCGGCUGGACAGCCCCCACCCCACGGGGCCGGCCCUGUGCCCCCGCGGGACCGCAUUCCGAGUGCGAAUCCACUUUCUGCCUCCCUCAGUCUCUGCAGGCUCAGGGAGGAAGAGGCCUUGGGCGUACGAUUUCCCCGAGUGCACAAUGAUGUUGGGGACACAGCUCCGCGGGACGUGGGACACAAACCCCUCUGCUGGAUACGGGUUUGCCCAAGUCACACGCCCAGACGCGCCGUGGCCAGGACGAGGGGCACGCAGCUCCCGACUCCGGAGCGCAGGGCUUCUCGGGGAGCGACGGCGCCCGGCCCGGCCCCCCAGAGCCCAGGCCCCGCUCAGGACCUCGGGAGGGCCCCAGUGUCACCCAUGGAGAAGCCACGGGGAAUCCCACGCGCAGUUCCCCAUGGCUGGGCUCCUCCUGACGCCUCGAGAGACCGUGGCCCCACACCUCAGGGCCUGCAGCGGGGGCCGCACCCCACCACACCCUGCUUCCAUGCGGGUGACCUCAGGGAGCCUCCAAGCUCCGGGGCUUCGGUGUCCCUUCCCGGAAGCCCGGGAGGCGGAGCGCUUCUGGGCAACAGCAGCGGGACAGACAGCUCCCGUCACCACCGGCGGAUUUGGAGUUUUGUACCACGUGCAUCACGUGCUAAAAAUAGAAACUUAAAAAUGUCACAGAAACACAUGACGUCAUCAGGUGACGGCACUGUGCACACAAGGCCGCUGCUUCCCUGCCCUCCUCCCCGCAGCCUCCCGGCCUCG